CGUGCUGGGCUUGGUGAAAAUGUAUGCAGGUGUGUCCUUACGGUCCGUCUUUUCUAUUGAAUAUGUGACCUCUUAAUAGAAAUGUUGAUCAAAAGGUUCCCCGUACUUAUCUGGAGGGAUUGUCAUUAGAAUUGAAAAUACUAAAAGAAUUAUUGACUCCAUACACAAUACGCAUUCCGCUUCUGCAAAGUAUAUCACAAUAUAGUGUCAAACACAUUCUCUCAGCCUUGCAGUUGGAAUUUCUUUCAGAAGGAAUUCGUCGAGCAAUCUUUAUAUCACAAGAAAUAGAGAAUAAUUUGCCUUGUAAAAAGUGACAGAGCAGAACUAUGGAAAACACAACCAACCAGUACCAGAACAACUGGACGUGGGCACCUGUCUCCUGGGAAUGGUGGGAGAUCCUCCAACUCAUCCUGGCUAUCAUAGGGAUCAUUGGAAACUUCUUAGUGAUGAUAGUCCUGCUACGUCCAAGACAUCGGCGAUGUGCCACCGAUACUUUAAUUGGAGCUCUAGCAGUCGCUGACUUCCUGACAUCUGUCUUUAUCAUCCCGCACCAAAGUGUACUCAGUCUUCCAGACAACCCAGGUGGACAGGCAUACUGUAGGAUCAUCCACUCGUCUGUACUGAUGUGGAUAUCCAUAUGCGCUUCCAUCUUCACGCUCACUACCAUCUCCAUUGAGAGGUUGGCGGCAGUCAGGUAUCCAUCGUGUCACCAAGUUUUAUUCACGCACACACGUUUACCUAUCCUCAUCAUUAUUAUGUGGCUUAUUGCGGUCGUUAUCAACACGUUCAGUCUUUACGUCCACUUUGUCCAAGGUGGAAUGUGUGUCACGCAGUUCCCAUCCUCGGAAUUUCAGAAGUUCAUUGGGGUGUCCUUAUUCAUCAUCGAGUACGUCGUCCCGAUCAUCAUCAUGGUCACGGCCCACUCUAUGACGCUGUAUAGCCUCCGGCGUCGCAGCAAAUCGUCAAAUGGGAAUCAAGGUCAAGAACAGAUGGCACCGAAGCUCAAGGAGGCACAACGUCGUGUAUUACGGAUGCUACUCAUCGUCGUCAUCAUCUCCCGGGGGGGCCACUUCCAUUGA
Messenger RNA from Lytechinus pictus (painted urchin), 1079 nucleotides. RefSeq names its product allatostatin-A receptor-like. The record is from RefSeq and is a predicted model, not a curated record. The transcript is spliced from 2 exons. Gene Ontology annotation, biological process: G protein-coupled receptor signaling pathway. Bases 327 to 1079 code for a protein of 250 amino acids. Lineage: Eukaryota; Metazoa; Echinodermata; Echinoidea; Temnopleuroida; Toxopneustidae. Gene Ontology annotation, cellular component: membrane. Gene Ontology annotation, molecular function: G protein-coupled receptor activity.